Molecule: messenger RNA, 873 nt
Organism: Anoplophora glabripennis (Asian longhorned beetle)
Lineage: Eukaryota; Metazoa; Arthropoda; Insecta; Coleoptera; Cerambycidae
Product: alpha-soluble NSF attachment protein-like
Exons: 1
Coding region: 1-873 (290 amino acids)
Biological process (GO): intracellular protein transport; SNARE complex disassembly
Cellular component (GO): SNARE complex; vacuolar membrane
Molecular function (GO): syntaxin binding; soluble NSF attachment protein activity
Source: RefSeq, a predicted model, not a curated record
AUGACUCAUAUUGAAUUAAAAGCCCAGCAACUUCGCCAAGAAGCUGAGAAGAAGAUGAAUUCCAGAGGAUUUUUCAAAACUUUAUUUUCAAAGAACUUUAAUCGAAUAGAAGAAUCCAUCGAGUAUUACACCAGAGCCGGAAAUCUGUUUAAAAUGGCUAAAAACUGGACACAGGCAGGGUUUGCCUUCUCGGACGCUGCAGACCUGAACUUUCGUAAUGAUAACUAUGUAGAGGCUGCUACAAAUUAUAUUGACGCUGCAAAUUGUUUCAAGAGAUGUAAUUCGAGUAAAGCUAUAGAAUAUUAUUUGAAAGCUAUUGCUAUAUACUGCGAUAAAGGUAAGUUUGUGAUGGCUGCCAAAUACAAUCAAAUUAUUGCGGAGCUACUAGAAGACGAAUAUGAUGUUGAUGAAGCCAUUUCGUACUACGAAAAGGCGGCAGACUUAUACAAACAGGAGUGCAAUUUUUCCUCCGCCAAUAAAUGCUUGGAGAAAAUUGCCGAGUACGCUGCUCUGUCCGCAGACUACCACAAAGCUAUAAACAUUUUUCAAGAAAUAGCUUGCUUUGAUCUGGCAAGUUCUAUAUUAAAGUACUGUGCUAAACAUUACCUGUUUCGAGCUGCAAUUUGUCUGCUAUGUUCAGAAGCUGAGAUCAAGCAAAAACUGCAAACUUAUGUUAAUAUGCACCCAGCAUUCGAGGAUUCAAGAGAAUAUCAACUCAUUAUAUGCCUCUUGGAGUGCAUGGAACAUGGAGAUCCUGAGGGAUUUGCAAAUGCUGUUAAAACAUAUGACUCCAUUACCAAGUUGAGCCAAUGGCAUAUCACCAUGUUACUUCGUAUAAAAAAUCAAAUAAUGGACUAUCCAGACUUGAGAUAA